Molecule: messenger RNA, 324 nt
Organism: Truncatella angustata
Lineage: Eukaryota; Fungi; Ascomycota; Sordariomycetes; Amphisphaeriales; Sporocadaceae
Exons: 3
Coding region: 1-324 (107 amino acids)
Source: RefSeq, a predicted model, not a curated record
AUGGUCUACACACUCACCGUCCACCUCUACGCCAAGGACGAGCCCGAAGCGAUUGAGCGAAUCAAGCUUAAGCUCAUUGAAGCAUCGCGUGUCUACCGCAACGACAAGGAGACAGUCGACUGGAUUGUCAUGCAGGACGUCCACGACCCUCGAGCCUUUACGAUCGUCGAAAGAUUUGAGCAGGAAUCUUCCCAGAAAUACCAUCUCGAGAACCCGUAUUGGAAGACCUUCGAUCCUUAUGUUAUACCUUUGUUGGCCAAGCCAAUGGAUUUGAGACGCCACGAAGAGUUGGACAUUAGCAAGGAUGUUGUGGUUCCUCAAUAG